AUGUUGACUAAAAGCAUUGUGGGUAAAACAUGGGGUGAAUUGCAUAAGGUUACCAUUUGCUCUAGAACCGGUGGAUGCAGUGUGUGACCCGACCCUUGGUCCAGUCGCUACCUCCCCGCUCUGAUGCAGCGGAUCGCCGGCCUCGCUGCACGGAUCCCCCGCCUCGCUUCCAGCGCAGCUGGGGUUCAGACCGGAGACAGCGGCUUGAUCUGCUGCAAACAGCCGGCGGUAGGGCUGCUGCACCGGUGGCAACAGUGGGCGUGUUUGUGUGCGGUGUCCGGCCGUCCUCUCAGCGCGGAACCCGGGCAGAGAGGCUCCAGGCGGAGGUUCAUUGCCGGGGAAAGAUGCAGACUGUUCAGCUCCCAGGCUGGAGCCGAGGAGCCGCCGGGGAACCCCGGUUCCCAGCCCCACAUCUCUGUUGUCGGCAACCCAGACCCACUCACCUGGAUCAGGUGUAAAUUCAUAACGUUCCUGGUCGACCUUUACUUUGAAGUGGACAUAAACUCUGCAGAGUUUCACAGAGGAGUGAAGCAGGCUUUGGUCCAUGUUUCCAGCAAGAUGUCCAGAGGGAGAUACCAUGAACUGAAAGGGGUCUUGACCGAUGAGAUGAGGGAAUAUGUGGAGGAGAAGUGCAAGCUUCUCACUAAGGCUCAGAGGAGGCAGCUUGCUGUCAACAUGGAGGACAUCAUAUUUGUGCUACUGGAGGACAUCUCGGUGGUCUUUGAUAAGCACGGUAGGACGUUCUGCUUCGUCGCUAUAAGAUUUUGGGUCCUGUCGUCACAUGAGGGCCCUGAUGACCCAGAGGGCACCAAAAUCUUCAAGGUGGCCUCUAGUGAAGACGGGAGCCCACAGAAGAAACUGGCAACCGCUGUUUAUGAAUUCCACGGAGAGCUAAAAACAGGGACCUCUCCUGAUUGGAUGGUAACAACUGUCUGGCACUGGCACUGGAAAGUGGCUGCAUGAUUUCACUUUGUAACAUCAUCAGGAAGCAACAGGAGGACUGUCUGCUGAACUUACAUUGAGAGGACAUGCAACCAGAUUUCAGUCACGGGGGAAAAUACUUGUGGCUCUUAUGCAUUCAGAUGCUCAUGUGGGUUGGAGCUAGGACGUCAUUUCACAAAAAAUGCGUUUCACAUGUACACAUUGAACCGGCGUUGUGAAAUCAUUCCACUCUGGGACCCGGUUUGAAAAAAAUACAGUUUUUUGUCUCCCAAAAUGCCAGAUCCGUUUGGACGCAACACCUUAACGACAAAAUACUUGUAUAGAUACACCUGAGCUCGUCUCCGUGUGGACAGGGCCCAAGACCUCUGCCUAGAAAAUUCCCCCCAGAUCAGACAUGCAAUGCUCAUAGAAAAUGACAACAAAUUUUAUUUAGUAGAUAUUGUCAGAUAGUCUUUUUUUUUUUUUUUUUAAGAGGUCAUACUAUGAGUUGUUUUUAAUUGUUCUAAGGGCAUAAAUGGCUCUUUGGAUUGUAAAGCCCCUGGUCUAGGCUAUCCAACAGCUGAGAUUUGGUCCAAAGUGGAUCAACAGGACGGGGAUCCCAAACACACUAACACAUCUUCAACAUGGCUGAAAAAGAAAUAAACCAAGAUGACUGAUGAUUGUGUGUUUUCUCACACACUUCUUCUGCAUUUUGGUUUUAUUUUCUAAUAACAAAUAACGUCAUUAGUAUGAUAUGAGAUUUUGUUCAUCCGUGAUUGCUUUUAACUAACUUUUAAGACCUGUUCAAGACCAUGCUUUCAUGUUCUUCUAUGCAAAUGAAACAUUGAAAAUGGGUAACCUGCUUUUAGCAUGACUGUAAAAAACAUAUCCUAUUUGAACUAUUCUCUUGAUGCCUUUAUUGCUCCAGAACAUUUUAAUGUUAAGAUAUUAAAAAUGUUGCCACAUACAGUUACACUCCUUUAGGUUGGUCUGUCAGUAGUUCUUUUUUAUGACUUUAUUAAGAGAAAACACAAAACCCAUUUGGCAUUUCAUCAGAUGGUAAGUAUGAAAUCUCCAAAACAGCUGGUAAAACCAAUGAAAUAGAGGUUGUUCUCUUUUUAUUUUACUCCAUUCUGAUUGAUUUGGUUUAAACUAUUUUACCAAAGUCAAGAAUGUUACUCAGGACCACUGAGUUUUGUAUUAUUUUGUAUAAAUAAACAGCUUGAUCUUAACUUGA
This is a messenger RNA of Girardinichthys multiradiatus, 2158 nucleotides long. RefSeq lists its product as uncharacterized. The coding region runs from base 124 to 963 and encodes 279 amino acids. The record is from RefSeq and is a predicted model, not a curated record. Gene Ontology annotation, cellular component: mitochondrial inner membrane. Gene Ontology annotation, molecular function: ribosome binding. The transcript is spliced from 5 exons. Gene Ontology annotation, biological process: protein insertion into mitochondrial inner membrane from matrix; inner mitochondrial membrane organization. NCBI's taxonomy places the organism in Eukaryota, Metazoa, Chordata, Actinopteri, Cyprinodontiformes, Goodeidae.